AGAAACAGAAAGUAAAAGUGUAAAAAAUUGGCAAUAACAUAAUUUGUUUGGCGCCAAUAACAAACACUUUUUGUAGGAUGGCCACAAAUACAAUCAAUCAACAAAAAACAGCAAACAUCACCAGUACUGCUACUGUCUCUAGAGCAUCUUUGCCAGGGGGCAAUUCCGAUCAGUCGUUAAAGCUGGCAGUAGCCAUUUCUCUUCUCCGAUCAAAACUUCUCCAAAGGCAGCAGCCUGCUCCUCACUCUGACGCCGCCCUUCGCUGGAAGCGAAAGGCUAAGGAACGGAAGCAAGAGCUUCACCGUGUUAGAGAAGAUCUCAAGGAAGCUCAAGAUGCUUCGCAUUCCGAUAUAUUUCCACAAGGAGCCGCUUCGUGCAAGUGUUAUUUCUUUGAUAAUUUGGGGAAAAUUAUCUCUGAUGAUGCCUCUCAUCAUAGAUUUAGCGACGUUCUUCGCCGUAGAUUCCUCAGACAAGUGCGAUUGAGAGAAAGGAAGAGAACAGACGGUUCCAAACAGCGAAAGCUAUUUUCAGAUUUGAAUGGUGAAGAUGAAGCAGAGCAACUUAGGGCUUCUGUUGAUUUUCUUGUGGAGCUUUAUGACUCUACUUCUCCUGUGCCAGAUGCUAAUUUUGCAAACUGGUCGCAUCAAGCUGUAGAUUUCAUUUUAGCAUCAUUGCGGAACCUGCAAUCAAGAGGAAAAUACACGGACUUCACUGAAGAAAUUGUUAACAGCUUGAUUAUGCGGUUGAUUAGAAGGAUGUGUUCCUCUUCACAGGGAGAUGGGUCACUUACUGACACCGAUACCCAGUUCCAUAUUCAACACUUAAUUCGCAAACUUGGAAGUGAAGCCUACAUUGGGCAACGUGCACUAAUUUCAGUUUCGCAAAGAAUUUCUGUAGUGGCAGAGAAUUUGCUCUUCAUGGAUCCAUUUGAUGAAGCUUUUCCAAACUUACAUAGGUGUUUGUAUAUUAUGAUUCAGCUUAUUGAGUUUUUGGUAUCAGAUUACUUGAUGGCUUGGUCAAAGGAUGAAGGAUUUGAUAAUGUACUAUUUGAAGAGUGGAUGAUAACCCUACUUCAUGCUCGAAAAGGAUUAGGACUUCUGGAAAGCAGAAAUGGGCUUUAUGCAUUAUACAUGGAUCGCAUCACGGGCCAACUGGCUAAACAAGUGUACCAGGUUCCAUCAUUCCAGAAACUUAACCAAGAUAUUCUUGAUACUCUGUUGUGCUGACUAGAAUGCUGAGAUACAGCAUGCCUACAGAAUCCUUCUUGUGGUAUUUCCUCAGAUUAUGCACAUGCAAUACAUAUGUUCUUUGAUUACUGCAAACGGACUUGUCCAGCCUGUGAGCCUGUUGCUGUCAACUUGUUUAACUUUGGCCUAAACACUAUUAAAGCUCAAACUUUCAUUAUCAACUACAACUAAAUCUUCUAUUUUUUUUAUAAUUGACAUAAUUUGGAAAACUUGUUGCAAUUAUGUCCUAAACCAAUGAGCUAUAGCUCAAAUGGUAUUAGCGCUAGACAACAAACUGCUAGGUCGUGGGUUCAAAUACUCCCACAAGCGCUCGUCCUCUCCGAUUAUCAAAAAAAAUUGUGUUUAUGUAGAAAAAUCUUUAAGUGGCAAUACAUGUAGAUCCCAGCUAGACAAGUCUAAAGAUACGUAAAGACACAAAACUUAUCGCCUAUUACUCUUGAUACGUAAGUAACUUUUUUUGUUCCAAAUACAAAUUGAGACAAUAACUGUAACAAAUCUUUUAAAUUGGGAUAAAAUUGCAAAAAAUAAAAUAUUAGGUUGUAAUUGAUGAUGAACAUAAAUGUUUAGAUAUAAAUAGUCUUUAAGCCUUUUAUUUUUAAAGAACAAAUUACCGAGUUUAAGAAACUUUUUCUCCUGCUAACCAGUAUUUAUACUGACCCAACCUCAACUACUGGUUAAAAUAUCAUUCUCUACUCUGUCUCCUCAGGAGACAUGGCUUACAAUAGAUAUCUAUUACCUUUCAUUCUCAUCAUCCUCCUUUUUCUGUCUCAAGCUCUUCCAAGUUCAGCUGAACAAAAUGUUCCCAACCAAUUUAACGUCAAAGCUGCCACUCUUACCUCCCUUCACAGGGAGGGAGAAAUGGCAGAAAAUGAUUUCAGUUCACUUAAUACAAAAACACUCGGGGUUCACAUCAGAAGACGUGGUCGUCGUUUUAUUCCUCGAAAAUCAUCGGCAAUUCGUACUCAACUGUCUUCUUUCAAUGUAGUUGGUUCUGCUAUUGUUUGCUCUCUUUUUCUUGGUAUUUUUCUGCUCUAGGUUGUUUUGGCUCCUUCCUCUUGCUCUUGGUUUAAUGCUGGAAAUUGUUCAUUUGAAUGGUGAUGAUGAAACAUCAAUAUUCAAAUUUGAUGAGCUAGUUAUCUUAAUAUAUUUAGUCGAGUCGUAGGAUCCUAAGAUGUUUGCUUAUU
Messenger RNA from Mercurialis annua (annual mercury), 2431 nucleotides. Its product is annotated as protein MULTIPOLAR SPINDLE 1. The coding region runs from base 78 to 1226 and encodes 382 amino acids. The transcript has 11 exons. The record is from RefSeq and is a predicted model, not a curated record. Gene Ontology annotation, biological process: meiotic DNA double-strand break formation; meiotic spindle organization. Lineage: Eukaryota; Viridiplantae; Streptophyta; Magnoliopsida; Malpighiales; Euphorbiaceae.